Dioscorea cayenensis subsp. rotundata (Guinea yam) is the source of this 726-nucleotide messenger RNA. RefSeq names its product 50S ribosomal protein L9, chloroplastic-like. NCBI's taxonomy places the organism in Eukaryota, Viridiplantae, Streptophyta, Magnoliopsida, Dioscoreales, Dioscoreaceae. Gene Ontology annotation, molecular function: structural constituent of ribosome. Gene Ontology annotation, biological process: translation. The coding region runs from base 42 to 605 and encodes 187 amino acids. Gene Ontology annotation, cellular component: mitochondrion; ribosome. The transcript has 6 exons. The record is from RefSeq and is a predicted model, not a curated record.
UAAGGAAGGAGGGAAAGGGAGAGUGAGAGGGAGCCACAACAAUGGCAACAGCUUCUUCGCCCUCACUCUCAUGGAGCUCCUCCUCCCGUUCAUGGCCGACCUUCCACGAUCGGUCAUCCAUGCCGAUGAUUGUUGCCCAGAAGAAGGCCAAGAAGACCCGCAAGAUUAUACUGAAAGAGGACGUCUCCGAGCUUGGGAAGAAGGGGCAGCUUCUUGAGGUGAAGGCUGGCUUCUUCCGCAACUAUCUCUUCCCACUUGGCAAGGCCCAACUCGUCACCCCCCUUCUCCUCAAGGAAAUGAGGGUUGAAGAGGAGAGAAUUGAGGCUGAGAAAAAGAGGGUGAGAGAAGAGGCUGAGCAGCUUGCUUUGCUUUUCCAAACUGUUGGAGCAUUCAAGGUGAAACGCAAAGGUGGAAAAGGAAAACUAAUCUUCGGAACUGUUACUGCACAAGAUCUUGUUGAUAUAAUCAAGGCACAAUUGCAAAGGGAUGUCGAUAAGAGAAUUAUUUCACUCCCAGAGAUUCGUGAAACAGGAGAAUAUAUAGCAGAGCUUAAGCUUCACCCUGAAGUCACUGCCCAAGUGAGACUCAAUGUAUAUGCUAACUAGUUCAACCAUUUUGUUUGUAAGUAAACCAUUCCAUCCGGUCACAAAACAAUGCAUUAUUUUCUGUUUAUCUUCGUUCAAGAGAAUGAUUUUUCAAUGCAGACCCACUUGACAUAGUUCAAAC